AAUGAAACAAAGAGAAACAGAAAAGAGUCUGUUUCUGUGAAAGAGGAAACGACUGCGGGCUAGAGGCGGGAGCAACUCCACACGGCUCUGUUUUUUCGCGAAGCAGUAUAUUCUUCUUGUUUGAAAUCAGCUGCCUUCAGGUGGGGGCCAGCAGGAAAGACCUGAACUGACCCGCCGCGUUCCCACUCUGAAGUGAGCUAGCUAGCUAGCUGGUGGAUCUUUCAUUUCAUCUCUGAUGCCCUCCAUGCCUUUGAGAAACUUGCAUCCAUGACUGAUGGGAGGAUGAAAGGAUAUUUGGACCAACAAGUGCCUUACACUUCUGCACAGAAACCAACAGGGAAUGGAACUAUGCACAGCAGAGCUGUGAUGGCUUCACGGAGGAAAUCCAUGGACCCAGGUGUGCCCCAUGUCCCAGAUUCAGAAGACCUCUUCCUUGAUCUAAACCAGUUCCAGGAAACUUGGCUGACUGAAGCACAGGUUCCGGACAGUGACGAGCAAUUUGUGCCUGACUUCCAUUCAGAGAACUUGGCCCUUCACAGUCCUCCAGCUAAGAUAAAAAAGGAACCACAAAGCCCAUGUGUGGAUGCUUCCAGUUCCUGCAGACACACACAGUCUUUUCAUUACCAACCCAGGGAGCAAUGCUUAUAUGCCAGGCAAGAUUCAAACAAUGUGAGCCACCACGGCCCACUCCAGACAGCGCCUGGCCAGGCAUACUGUAUGGAACACAGUUCCUUGUACCAGCUGCAUGCUGAGACCAGCCAGUCCUUCUCUGCCUCUCAAGCCUUGAUAUCAGACAGCUCUUCCAUUUAUCAACGUCCAUGGUCUGCCCCAUGUCUGCCGUAUCCCCCGCAGGGCUUCAAGCAGGAAUUCCAUGACCCCAUGUAUGAGCAAGUGAACACACUGGGAGAUGUAGGCAGUUCCCAGUAUUCAACUGGCGUGGUGAUAAAACAGGAGCGGAUGGACUAUGCUUUUGACACAGAUGUGGCAAGUUGCCAUUCAAUGUAUAUGAAUGCAGAAGGAUUACCAAGUUGUUCCAGUUCUGAAGGCAUAUUAGGCUAUGGUUAUGAGAGGCAAAUGCGACCAUUUGCAGAAGAUGUUUGUGUUGUUCCUGAGAGGUUUGAAGGGGAUAUUAAGCAAGAAGGAUAUCGUGAGGGCCCACCUUAUCAACGGCGUGGGUCUCUGCAGCUUUGGCAGUUCCUGGUAGCUUUGCUGGAUGAUCCAAACAAUUCCCAUUUUAUUGCCUGGACAGGUCGAGGAAUGGAAUUCAAACUCAUUGAACCAGAAGAGGUGGCACGACUUUGGGGCAUUCAGAAGAAUCGUCCAGCUAUGAAUUAUGACAAGUUGAGUCGCUCCCUUCGUUACUAUUAUGAAAAAGGCAUUAUGCAAAAGGUGGCUGGUGAGCGUUACGUGUACAAGUUUGUCUGUGAGCCUGAAGUGCUGUUCUCCCUUGCUUUUCCUGACAAUCAGCGUCCAUCUCUGAAAGCUGAAUUGGAGUGGCAUAUCAGCGAAGAAGACACAGUCCCUUUGUCACACUUGGAUGAAAAUGCUGCUUACCUUCCAGAUCUGGGAGGUGCCCAGCUUUAUGGGAAAAGCUGCACAUACUAGCCAACAGUAGAAUGGACAAAUCACGUCUGGGAGAGUUGUGUGUGUGUGUAUCUGUAUAUAUUUAUACAUAAAUAUAUAUAUAUAUAUAUAUAUAUAAAAGAUAUUUCUCAAGGUUUGAGAGUUCAAUCCUAGAUAGCGGCAGAUACCAUAUUUUUCGGAGUAUAAGGUGCACUUUUCCCCCCUAAAAUAGGGUGGAAAUGUUGGUGCGUCUUAUACAUCGAAUACAGCCAUUUUUGGCCUCCUGAAGUCCCGCCCCGCUCAUCCCAUUUUUGUGAAAAAUGGGCCCAUUUUUUUGCAAAAACGGGAUGCGCAGAAGGUUUGGGAGGCCUGCAGAGUGUUCCUGGGGGCUGGGGAGGGCAAAAACGUGCCAGUUUUUCGCAAAAACUGUGUUUUUGCCCUCCCCCAACCCCCAUUUGCAGGCCUCCCAAACCCUCUGCGCACCCCAUUUUCCAAAAAAAAUGGCAAAAAAUCAGGUACAGAGAGGGUUUGGGAGGUCUGCAGAGUGCUCCUGGGGGCCGGGGAGGGAAAAAACUUUUUUUUUCUUACUUACCUCUUCAAAAUCUUGGUGCGUCUUAUACACCGGUACGUCUUAUAGUCCAAAAAAUACGUUAUUUCUCUCCUAGGGUGUAAAGAAAAAAUAUCUGCUGUGAACUCUGCAUGGCAUCAAGAAGGGCAUCCGGCCAGUAAAUGCUCAGCUCCAUCCAGUUGCCCUGACUCUAUCCCGAAUUAAGGGAUUACAGGGUCGAUAAAAGGGAGAUUUUCCCUCUUAGUACAUAGAAUGGGGCCUUGAAAGAAAAGCAGCGGGGUCUGCCACUUUGAGAGCAAAGUUGGGAUUUGGGUUCAAAUCCUGCCUUAGUCAUAGACUCCUUGAAUGAAUGUGAGGCAAUUCUCAAGGAGGGGCAACCUACCUCACAGGGAUGUUGUGAGGACAAAUAAGAUAAAGAUUGUAAAAUGCUUUGUA
Messenger RNA from Pantherophis guttatus, 2566 nucleotides. The record is from RefSeq and is a predicted model, not a curated record. Lineage: Eukaryota; Metazoa; Chordata; Lepidosauria; Squamata; Colubridae.